Molecule: messenger RNA, 7928 nt
Organism: Heterocephalus glaber (naked mole-rat)
Lineage: Eukaryota; Metazoa; Chordata; Mammalia; Rodentia; Bathyergidae
Source: RefSeq, a predicted model, not a curated record
CUCGAGGCCGGGACGGGGCGCACAGCCCUUCGCGGAGGGUGGGGUCGAGAAGGCGGCAGGCGGGGCGCGCUCGGACCUCCGCUCCUCACGCGGGGCGUUCGCAACCCGGACUUCGCGCCGCGGGGAAUCUUGGUGGUGUGUGUGGCCUGCUAGGUGAGGAGAAGCCACGGUUACUGAGGUUUGUCGUUCACAGAAAAAUGGAUCAUUUAAACCUUUGGAGGACUCACUUAUCACAAUACAUCUAUACUACCAACUGAGAUUUAUGACAGUAAAUUUAUGACAAAUUUCUGCAUUGUAGAACCAUUGAAGAACUAAAAGGAUAGUCUUUAUAAAAAUAACCCAGUAGUAUCAAAUUACUAGGUAAAACUAAACAACAAUUAUUAAAUUAUUAGACUUGUUAAUACAAGCACACAUGUGCAGCAGCUACUGUAUACUGAUAGUCAGACCUCAAAUUUAAAUGGUUUCCCAUUGUGGGAAGUCAUUAUAUCUGUACCCACAGAUUACUGUCAUUAAAUAUAUUUUCAGCUAAGUGUCAUUUAGGUGACUUUUCUUGAAGCAAGAUCUAGAAAGUUCCAAGUCCCACCACAGUGGAUUUGAUAUUAUGGCAGCAACUUACCGACUUGUAGUUAGUACUGUGAACCACUACAGCAGUGUGGUAAUAGAUCGACGUUUUGAGCAAGCUAUACAUUAUUGCACUGGAACCUGCCACACUUUCACACAUGGAGUUGACUGCAUUGUGGUACAUCAUAGUGUUUGUGCAGACCUCUUGCACAUCCCUGUGCCUCAGUUCAAAGAUGCAGAUCUGAAUUCUGUGUUUCUACCCCAUGAAAAUGGGCUUUCCUCAGCUGAAGGUGACUAUCCCCAUCAGGUCCUUACAGGCAUACCUAGAGUCAAGAGAACUUCUACAUUUCAGAAUAGCUGUAACUUAAAGGACAUUGCAGGAGAAGCAAUCAAUUUUGCCAGUGGAAAAAUAAAGGAAUUUUCCUUUGAAAAACUAAAAAACUCUAACCAUGUGGCUUACAAAAAGGGAAGGAAAGUUAAGUCUGACUCAUUUAAUAGACGGUCAAUUGACUUUGACUUGCUCUGUGGCCAUUAUAACAAUGAUGAGACCUCUCCAUCCUUUGGUUUACUCCGGAGUUCUUCGGUUGAGGAAAAAUCUUUGUCCCAUAGAAACUCACUUGAGACAAACUUAACUUCAAUGCUUCUUCAAAACUUCUCUGAAGAAGACCUGGUUACUCAGAUUUUGCAAAGACAUAAAAUAAAUAAUUUUUCUUCUGCCACAGACAUAAAAAUGUGUUUAGACAUCUUACUGAAAUGCUCUGAGGAUUUGAAAAAAUGCACAGACAUCAUAAAACAAUGCAUAAAGAAAAAGUCAGGAGGUACCAUCAGCGAAGAAAGUGGUAAUGAUACUAUUCCUAGUUCUGAAACUGUCUAUAUGAAUGUAAUGACCAGGUUAGCAUCCUACCUGAAAAAGUUACCAUUUGAAUUCAUGCAAUCUGAAAAUAAUGAGUCCAUAGAUUUAACAGAACUAGUCAGUAAUAUGCCUAGUUUACAGUUAACUCCCUUCUCACCAAUAUAUGGCACUGAACAGCCCCCUAAAUAUGAAGAUGUUGUCCAGCUCUCAGCCCCUAACUCUGGGCAAUUUCAAACUAUUGAAUUGCAAGAUGACAAGCAUAAUUCUAGGAAAAUGGACAUUGUAAAAACCAUUCCAAACAACUCUACAAAUUCCUUAUAUAGCUUGGGAGUAAAUGAUCUCAGAACUUUAAAAGCUGCCCAGCUUCAGUCACCAUCAUUAACCAUGAACCCUGUGGAGAAUGUUUCUUCUGGAGACUUAAUGGAAACUCUUUAUAUUGAAGAAGAGUCAGAUGGAAAGAAGGCAUUAUUAAAUAAAGGAGAAAAGACAGAGAAUGGACCCAGUCACAAGUUGUUAAAAGUAAAUGAACAUAGUGCAGAAUUUUCAGACCAUGGUACUCAUCUUAAAAAUUCUUGUGCCACAAUACAAAAUGAAAUUGGUAAGAUAUUUGAGAAACCAAUUUUUCAUCCAGCUGAAGAAGACCCUAAAUCAAAAGUUCCUAAAGUGGAAACAGGAGACCAGGGAAACUUUAUUAACUCCAACAGUCAGAAAGAGAUAGAUAAAUUGUUAAUGGAUUUGGAAUCAUUUUCACAGAAGAUGGAGACCUCUCUAAGAGAGCCACUUGGCAAGGGUAAAAACUCCAGUUCUCUAAAUAGUCACGGUCAUUUGACUAGUCAGCUCCCUGUAGACACUGAACCUAAAUCUAAAGUCUCUUCACCUGUGGAAAAAGUCUCACCUUCUUGUCUAUCAAGAAUUAUUGAAACCAAUGGACACAAAAUAGAGGAAGAGGAUCGAGCCCUCUUGCUGCGAAUUCUGGAAAGUAUUGAAGAUUUUGCUCAAGAACUAGUUGACUGCAAAUCAGGCAGAGGUAGCCUAUCUCAGGAAAAAGAAAUGAUGCAAAUUCUCCAGGAAACCUUGACAACUUCCUCUAAGGCCAAUUUAUCAGUCUGUAAGGGUCCUGUUGGUGAUAAACCCAAAGACACUACUUCAAUGGUUUUGAUUCAGCAGACUCCAGAAGUGAUCAAGAUUCAAAAUAAACCAGAAAAGAAACCUGAAAUACCACUUCCAUCUCCAGCCACCUUUUCAAGUAGUCCCCAACCUCAUUCUCCUAUUCCUGCUGUGAAUAAUGUUGUGAAUCCACCAUUAUCCAUAAACAUUCCACGGUUCUACUUUCCUGAAGGACUCCCAGAUACUUGCGGUAACCAUGAACAGACUCUAAGCAAAAUUGAAACUGCUUUUAUGGAUAUUGAAGAUCAGAAAGCAAACAUUUGUGAAAUAGGGAAGAUCGCAAAGAUCUGUGGCUGUCCUCUCUAUUGGAAAGCCCCCAUGUUUAGGGCUGCAGGGGGUGAGAAGACAGGAUUUGUGUCAGCACAAUCAUUCACUACUGUGUGGAGGAGAGUCCCCAAGUGGAAACAUCUGUCAAAUAAUUUGAGGUUGCUGAAUAACCAUCAUGAUGAUGCCUCUAAGUUCAUCUAUCUUCUGGCAAAACCUGGCUGCAGCUCUCUAGAACAAGAAGAUUUUGUCCCUUUACUUCAGGAUGUGGUGGAUACACACCCUGGCCUUACGUUCCUGAAAGAUGCUCCCGAAUUCCACUCCCGCUACAUCACCACAGUUAUUCAGAGAAUAUUCUACACAGUCAACAGAUCUUGGAGUGGAAAAAUUACUUCAACAGAGAUAAGAAAAAGCAACUUUUUGCAAACUCUAGCCCUUUUGGAAGAAGAAGAAGAUAUAAAUCAAAUCACAGAUUACUUCUCCUAUGAACAUUUUUAUGUUAUUUAUUGUAAAUUCUGGGAACUAGAUAGUGAUCAUGACCUGUACAUCAGCCAAGCAGAUCUCUCUCGAUACAAUGACCAGGCUUCAUCAAAUAGAAUAAUUGAAAGAAUAUUCUCUGGGGCAGUAACAAGAGGAAAAACUGUGCAGAAAGAGGGAAGAAUGAGCUAUGCAGAUUUUGUUUGGUUUUUGAUCUCUGAGGAAGACAAAAGGAACCCCACCAGCAUUGAGUACUGGUUCCGCUGCAUGGAUGUGGAUGGAGAUGGAGUGCUCUCCAUGUAUGAGCUGGAAUACUUCUAUGAGGAGCAAUGUGAACGGAUGGAAGCCAUGGGCAUUGAGCCCUUGCCGUUUCAUGAUCUGCUUUGCCAGAUGCUUGACCUGGUGAAGCCAGCCUGUGAUGGCAAAAUAACUCUACGAGAUCUGAAGAGGUGCCGAAUGGCUCACAUCUUCUAUGACACUUUCUUUAAUCUGGAAAAAUACUUGGACCAUGAACAGAGAGAUCCCUUUGCAGUCCAGAAGGAUGUUGAGAACGAUGGGCCUGAGCCUUCAGACUGGGACAGGUUUGCUUCGGAGGAGUACGAGACUCUUGUUGCAGAGGAAUCUGCCCAAGCACAGCUCCAGGAAGGUGUCAACAGCUAUUGUGAGAACAUUUGUGACUAGCAACUGUGAGCAAGUGAGAACAAGCCACAUGUAUGGUCUCUAAUGGAAGUAGGAGGGAAGCACAUUUGCCAUAGUUCCCAUGAGUACCCAGUUGGUAUACCUAACCUUCACCCUAAUCGCUAUUUCUCUAUUUCCAUCAAAAUCAUUAUCUUAAAUUACCAUAAAUGUGUUUACUUACUGUUUCAUUUACUUAAAUAUGAAGUCAAUAAGACCAGUGAUUCUCUGUGUUGUUUAAUAUAGUAUUUCCAAUGUCUAGACAACUACUAUUAUUUGUUAAAGAUCCUUAUUCCUUUCGAUCUAGGGCACUUUGAAGAUGAUGUACAUCACUAUAAUACUUGGAUUAUUUUGCCUUAUAAAAACAGAAUGUUGUUAAAUGCGUGCUAUUUUGUGUAAAUUUGCCAUUCUGAAUUUGUCUUGUGUUAUAAAAAGUGAAACCAUGAUGAGUCAUGGACUCGGUUCUCCCCAAAUCCCUAAUCAGAAUCCCACCAGUCUUUUGUUGGAUAAAUUAAUAAGCUGAUCCUAAAAUUUAUACAGAAAUGAAAAGCACAUAGAAUAGCCAAAAAACAUUUUUAAAAGAACAAAGUUGAAGGACUGAGGCUUCUUAAUUUCAAAAUUUACUAUAUUGGGCUGGAGAUGGGGCUUAUUACGUAGCACAUGCACAGCCCUGGGUUUGAUUCCAACCCGGGAUCACAAAAAAACAACACUUACUAUAAAGCAAACAAUAAUCAAGACAUGUUAGCAUGGUAAAUAUACACACAUAAAAAAGAAAUACUCCAAAAUCAUAUAUAAUCAUAUAUAUGAAGAACUAAUUUUCAACCAAAGGAAAAAGGAUAGUGUCUUCAGAAAUGAUCCUGAGGGGGCCAGGGAUUUAGCUCAAUGGUUUCACCGCCUGCUGUGCAAGCGCAAGGACCCAAGUUCAAUCCCCAGUACCAAAAAAAAAAAAAAAUGAUCCUGACCCUGAUGGCCAGGGAUGUAGCUCAGUGGAGCCGCACCUGUCUGGCAAGUGCAAAGUCCAGAGUUCAAUCCCCAGUAUCACCAAAAAUGAUCCUGAAAUAAAUGGAAUUAAUGGAUAUUAAUGUAAACUCAAAAUUACAGACCCAACUGUAAGAACUGAAGGUAAAAAACAUCUAGAAUAUGAUGUAGGAAAAAUCUUCAUGAGCCUUCUGGCAAAAACAAUAAAAAAUGACAAAUUGGACUUCCUUCAAAGUUAAAAACUAUUGCUCUUCAAGACACUUUUAAGAAAAUGAAAAGAUUGAGAGAAAAGAUUUCUAAAACAUUUUGAUAAAAGAUUCAUAAUCCAGAAUAUAUAAAGAACUCUUGCAACUCAAUAAUAAAGACUAAUAACCCAAUUUUAAAUAGGUGAUAUGACUAAAUGCUACAUAAGAGGUACAAAUAGCAAAUAGGCAUAUAAGAUACUCUAUCACUAGGCAUUAGGAUAAUACACAUUAAAAGCACAGUGAUAUAUAUUACACAGCCACCAGAACAACUGAAAUCACUAGUCAGCAGUGAUGUAGAGAAACUGGAACCUUUAUGCACCAGGCUGAUGGGGUUGUAAAAUUAUACAACCUCUUAAAUGUUGGGCAGUUUCUUAAGAAGCUAAAUGUCUAGUUACCAUUUGAAUCAGUAAUUCUAUCCUAGAAAUCUCCCAUGAAAAGCACUUCCCACUUUUACAGGAAUGUUCAUUGCAGCAUUAUUCUUAGUAGUCUCAAACUAGAAUAAUACAUAUGUCCAUCAAACUGGGAAUCUGAUAAAACAGCACAUGUCCAGACAGUGGAAUUCUCUUCAGCAAUAAAAUAAUGAACUGUUGAUAAACACAAUAUGGAUUGAACUGGGAUAAACUGAAUGAAAGAAGCUAGACCAGGAAAAAAUAUGUAGUGUAUAAUUCCAUUUAUAUAAAAUUCUAAAAAAGUGCAUACUAAUCUAUAGUGACAGUACAUAUCAGUGGUUGCCUGGGAAGGAGAAUAAUGAUCACAAAUGACAUUAAACUGUGGUAGAGGAGAAGGUAUUUUCAUUUUCUUGAUCAUAAUGAUAACUUCACAGAUGUACACAAGGGUUAAAACUUAACACAUUAGGUGGACAUGGUGGCACACACCUGUAAUCCCAACACUUGGGAGGCUGAGGCUGGAGGAUUGCCACAAGUUUAAGGCCAGCCUAGGCUACAUAGUUCAAGGCUAGUUUGAACUACAUAGUGAGACUCUGUCUCAAACACACAAAACAAAGAAAAACUUAUAUACAUUCAGUUAACAGUUUGAUGUGUAUCAGUUAUACCUCAGAAAUAAAAGGAAUUAACUACUAAUAGUUGCAACAUGAAUGAAUCUCUCAGAAACAUCAUUUCCUUGUGAAAGCCAAAUAAUGAAGACUUCAUAUUAAAUGAUUCCAUAUAUAUGAAAUUCCUAGAUAAAGCAAAUUUAUAGCACCAGUAAGCAGAUCCGAGUUCAGGAGUGAGAAUAGAGCCUGCAUUCAAACAGUACAAGAAAGAAGAGGGGUAGACAGGGAGACAACAGCAUUCUAAAAGUGGUGACAGUCGCACAAUUGCAAAUGUUCAUUAAGAUGCACUAAACAACUGAAAAAAAUUUUAAAGCAAGAGCCAAAAAUUUUUUUUUAAUUUGGCAGCAAUUUUUAAAAAGAUGAUUUUUUAAAAGAUCAUUCAGCAACUGUUUGCAUUCCUAUUACAUACUGAGCAUUAUUGGAUGUGAUGAACCCAGGAUCCCUGCCCCAGGGGGAAAGACAGAUGCAAUUAAAAAUACAUACCCAUGUCUCAUAAAGGGGUCACACCUCAGAAACACCGCACACUAUGGUCACUUGGCAGGAAGACAAGCACUUUCGGACAUUUGCUCGUAGAAACAUAUUGGGCCAGUGUCCCUGGAAAUUAAUUUGACAGUAUGUAGGAACCACCUGAAUUUAUACCCUUUGACUCCCUAAUUAUAGAUAUCUAUCACAAAUAAUCGGAAAUUUAUGUAGGAUUGUUCUGUUCAUUUAAUAGGCAUUGACCACUGGUAAUUCUAAAAUAAAAAUUGUGGAGCAGCACAAAUGUUUUAAUAAUGGAAUCAUUAAAGAAGUCAUGGUAUCUGUGUGUCACAACACUGUACAGCCAUUUAAAUGUUCUGCUUGAAAAGUUUUAAUUUUAUAGAAAUAGGACUACAAAACGUGACAGUCUCAGUAUUGGAAAGUGUGUGUGUGUGGCCAGGCACCAUGGUACAUGCCUAUGAUCCCAGAUACUCAGGAGGACUACACGUUUGAAGCCAGCCUGGGCAACUUCUCAAGAUCCUUUGUCAAAAUGAAAAAGGGGCUAGAGAUGUAGCUCAGAAUCAGUCCUUGCAGAGCAUGGAUUCAGUUCCCAGUGGCACACAAAAAAAUGUGUAUGUAUGCACACAAACUAAAAGAUGAUAUCCCAAAACAUUAACAGUGACUAACUCUGGGCAGUAAGGUUCCAAGUAAUUUGGGGUUUUUAUACUGUUCUAUAACUUAUAAGAUUCAUAUAAUGAAUGUAUAUCACUUUAAAAAACAGGAAAAGCUUUUUUUUCCUCCUUCAUCUGUUUACAUAGGUGAUAAACAUUCCCUGUAGAACAGUUAGAAUAUAAAAGUCUUCACCUAAAAUCUACUACCCACACCACCUGUAAUCCCAGCACUUGGGAGACUGAGGCAGGAGGAUCACUGCAAGUUCAAGGCCAGCCUGAACUAUAUAGUGAGACCCUGUCUAAAAACAAGUCCACCACCCAGAGACAGCCUGAUUUAUCACUUUGGAAAGUGCUACUUAUAUACAAAUAAUCUGUUUUACAAAAAUCAUAUUUAUUCAUAUUACCUUGUGACCUGCUUCAAAAGAAGGAGAAAAUGGAUAGUAGGUCUAAACACUUAUAGAAAUAUGUUUGAAUAAAAACAAGAGAAUUUAAUGACAGAUAACAAUGAAUGGUUCAAGCAAAAAAAA